Messenger RNA from Anopheles arabiensis, 9733 nucleotides. RefSeq lists its product as uncharacterized. The transcript is spliced from 18 exons. Gene Ontology annotation, molecular function: protein binding. Gene Ontology annotation, cellular component: plasma membrane. Lineage: Eukaryota; Metazoa; Arthropoda; Insecta; Diptera; Culicidae. The record is from RefSeq and is a predicted model, not a curated record. Bases 881 to 4651 code for a protein of 1256 amino acids.
UAGAUUUGGUGCGGGUUCGUUGGAUUACACUUUUUCGUCGCUACGGUGGCAAAUUGGCAUCCUGGUGGUGUACCGCCGACGGAAAGAGAAGGAUCUGAGCAUCACCGCCCAACUCCCUCCCCCUCUUUCUCUCUAGUGAUCCGUUACGCGCGGCAAAGCCCCCGUUAGAUGCGGGUGGUGCACUCGUGUGCUAUUCGUGUGUUCCUCCAAAGUGUAAAGCGCUUGCUUUACCAGCUCGCAAACGUUGUGAACAACAGUGUGAAAGUGUUUUUUUCCCCCAGACACGCAGAAUGAAGAGUGAAACGUGUGCGUGUGUCUAUGUGCUAGAGGCGAAUUAGUGAAAAGUUAAUCCAGAAUAAGAAUAGUGUGAUUACUAAAUGUGUUAAAAUCAAAAUAGAAAAAGAAAUAGUUCAAAGUGUACGUUGUGAACGAAAAAAAUAAUUGAAAAGUGUAAACACAGUGCUGAAAAAGGUGCUUAAUGUGAGAAGCUUGCUCGGUUUAACUUGAGAUUGUUCAUAAUUAAAAUUAAUGCCCGCAAACUAAGCGCGCGCAUUCACGGGUUCAAUUCCUACCCGGAUCAUCACGUAGCGGCUGCGGAAACCGUCACGUUCGUCGUGUCGUGGAUUGAUCAAUACUAAAAACACAUUGAUGAUCCUCACAAAACGACCCAGCAUUAGUCGGCCGGCUCGCCACUCAAUUAAUCAUCUUAAACGGACGCCCGUUCCGUCUCAGUGCAGCCCAUAAAGAGCUUUCGGGGAGAUGGUUACGAGAAAUUGUCAUUAAAUUAAAAUCCAGCACACACCCCUUGCCAACUAUACACACGCACACACGCAAACCACCCCCACAACAAACAUACCAACCUUCGCCACACACAGGCCAAAUGAAACCCCGAUCCGAUGAGCCAGAAAGCUCAUCAGCAGCACCAGCAUGCAAACACCGAAUGUCCACUGCACCAGCUCGCUCGAGCCCGAUCGUACCGGCGGGAAUAGGCAGCACUUGUCAGCAUCGAAGCAGCGCAGCACGUCACCAAUCGCACCGAUCGGGGCAACAGCAUCACCACCGCCAUCGCCAUCGUACUGGAUGGCCGAUGGGACCCGUGCUGGCGCUGCUGCUGGCAGCACUGUCAACACUCGGCCUGCUCACGGUCACCGUCGCGGCCGGCAGCAAAUCCGGCAGUGCUUCCAACCCUGCCACGCUCAUCGCGACCGUCGACGAACCGUCCGCGCUGGCGCUUGCCGCCGGGCAGAAACAAUCGCAACAACAGUCGUACUACAACAACAACAACAACCGUGGCGGCAAUGCACAGGGAAAACAGUGCGCCCUGUCCGAGCACACCUGCACCAACGGGCGCUGCAUUCCGUGGGACAAAUACUGCAAUAAUGUAAAUGACUGCGGCGACGGUAGCGACGAACCGCGCUUCUGCACCCGAUGCAACCGCACGUACUACGGGAACAUUGGGCUGACGUACAAUCUGGAGCUGCACCGACCGAAGGAGGACCGGAUACCCUACGUGUGCAUCCUGACGUUCACGGCGGCCGGCGGCAACUACGGUGACAUCGUGCAGGUGACGCUCGACAGUUUCACCCUCGGCCGGUUCGUGUCGUACACGGAGAAUGGCUGCCCGGACGGCUAUCUGCAGGUUUCGGAAGCGAAACGGGCCAACGUCGGCGGCAUGUGGUGCGGCACGACCUGGGGCCCGGCCAUCUUCUACAGCGAAACCGAUUCCCUCGUCAUGACGAUCAAACUGUUCAAGCUGUCGCGUGACCAGAGCGGUUACAACUUCGACUUCCGGAUACAGUACAAAAUGCUGUCCCGUGCCAGUGCGGUCGUCCGGUACGGGGGCCACCGGCACGAGUACAUCCCACCGUGGACGAACGUCACGUACAUCCCGAACUAUCCGCUGAUCGAGGACUUUACCAACUCGACCGCACACUCGGAGCACCAGACGUACCAGGAGGCGGGCGGGCUGGGCGCGGGACAGCAGCGCAAUCGGAUGGUUUCGCUCGGUGCAAACGAUCUGCCGUACCCGACGACCUACGACAACAUGACGCGGGCGGGUGGCGGAGGAAUGCUGCAGCGUGGUGGACCCGCGGCCGGUGGGUCAAUGUUUGGCCGGCUGAACGGUUCCACCGACGGCUGGAGCCCGCUGGGCCCGGGCAGCCCCCGGAAGCAGCCGCUCAACUACACCGAACCGCAGUACUACCUGGGCGAUCUCAUGCAGGGUACGUUCUGCUCGCGUAUAUUCACCAACUGCGACAAGAAGGUGUGCCGUCUGCAGUCGCCCAACUUUCCCGGCAUCUAUCCCAGGAAUCUGACGUGCUAUUUCGCCGUUAGGCAGCACGACGUUCCACCAGGUAAGCAUGCGUUCAUCGUCAUCAGUCAGCCGAAGGGCAACCUGAUCUGGAUAUCGACGGAAGCGUCGGCCGGUGCCGCCACGAACGCCGCCCGGGACGAGAAGGAAAAGCACAAACCGCGCCUCCAGACCUGGAACGAGUGUGACAGUGUGCAGGACAGCACGAAUCCGAAGUGGAAAUCAACGGACUACAUUACCGUGUACGAUGGGUAUACGACGCGCGAUCCGAUCAUACUGAAGAUAUGCGGCGGCGGCCAGGCAAUCCCGCAGGCCAUCUCGAGCGGUCCGGAGCUGCUGGUCGAGUUUACCACCUCGCCGUACGGUACGUUCAACACGCCGCAAACCAGCGGCCACUCGCUGCACGGCUUUCAGCUUGAGGUGUCGGUACGCUUCGUCGACAUCCAGACACCGACGUACGCGAAAAGCAAGCGUAUCUGCGAGUUCUGGCUGCGAGGCACCGGUCACGGGGUGCUACAGAAUCCGCUACACUCGCUAGCGCCCAACACAACCUGCCUGUACCAUCUGCAAGGCACGGAGGCACGCGCAAUCGAUGCGAUCAACAUACCGCGCCGAUCGGGCGCCCUGUCCACCUCGCCGACCCGCUUCAAGGUGUGGAUCUCGGUGCUGAAGUUCGAGCUGGCGCCCGAGUUCGGCGCUACCGAGGAGCAGAUGCUCCAGUACCAGACGAAGGAGGACUGCAGCGGCAUGCUGCGCAUCUGGGACGGGCCACUGCGCGAGGUGCCCAACUGUAAGGAUGUCAGCUGUCUCACCACCGAUAAGGAUGGAACGCAGCGGAGCAGCGUACGGUUCGGUGCCAACACGACCAACAUCAUCGCUCGGUACUGUCGCGGUUCGGUGCCUCGGUCGUGCGACCACGGCAUCCUCAAUAUGAGCAGCUCGCGGCCCUGCACCCUGUCGGAGAGUUACGUCUCCAGCAGUGACUUUGUGACGCUCGAGCUGAAGACGUCCGACUCGACCGUGCUGCGGCCGCUCCAGUUUGCGCUGCGGUACGAGUUUGUCGAUCUGCUGCAGGACGGGACGGCGAUCGGUGGGGAGAAUGAGUGCCACCGGCGCUUUGCCAGCAGCCAGAUGGAGCGGAAAGGACCGCACCCGGUACGGAGUGUGCGGAACAUCUUCCUGUUUGGACGGGGCGGUGCCAAACACCUGCACUGUAUCUAUCGCUUCGAAGCACAGCGCGGUGAACGGGUGCGGAUCGAAAUCAACCGUGCAAUGACCGGCAACCGUACGUGCGAUUCGCGCGUCGAUCCGGACACGGGCCGCUCGUACUGCUUCGGCGACAGUACGGCACGGGUCGAGAUCUUCGAGCGUCCCUGGCACGAGUCGAUCCUGUUCCCGCGCGGCUGCAUCUGCAACUCGACCAACAACUCCUACCUGCCGAUCGUGUUCACCUCCACCGGGCGGGAGGUGGAGAUCCACUUCACCACCGCCAACAUGACCAACGAGGACGAUCCGGACACGCUCAGCUUCGAGGCGUCGUACGAGUUCGUGAAGGGUCCGAUGAUGUGCAAGGACGUGCGGCGCAAGAACGCCAUCACCGGUGUGGUGACACUCUCGUCGGGCGAUAUUGAGUGUCGCAAUCGACCCUGGUUGAUAGAGCCAUCGUACGAUCGGUACCUCUACAUCCGCCUCAAAGGGCUGUUUCUGCGCAAGUUUAACCCAGCAACACCGCUCGCGUACAAUGCCAGCUUCAGUGCGGUAACGCCGAUCCGUUGCUACACAAAAUCGCGCGUCAUCAUUACGAACGGUGAGGGCAUCUCGGUAACGGCCUGUCCACUGCCCGAGGAGACCAAACACCGGCACGUGGUGGAGGUGUUCAGUGCCGGCUGGGGCCGUAAGCACCCAUUCUUCGGGGCGGAAGCAUCGCGCGUCGUUUCGGUCGAGUUUCUCAACCCGGACGAGGGUGGCCACUAUGCGUUCAGCUGGCUCGAGCUAACGAAACGUCCGUCGGCAAGUUAUGCUCUAGUGCAAGAGGAGUGUCCGUAUCUUUGUCCGGAUCUGAACGCGUGCGUCAACGCUUCCAUCUGGUGCGACGGCAUCGAGCAGUGCCCGUCCGGUGAGGACGAAGCGUUUACGCACUGUUCGGCACUGUUGCGUCUGCCGGCCGAGCUGCUGGCAGGGCUGAGCGUCCUGCUGCUGGUGCUUUGCUGCGGAUUGUUCGGCUAUCUAUAUAGAAAAAUCAAACGCAACUGCCGGCGGACGAGCGUGCUGCAGACGCGCCUCAAAUCGCUCAGCUCGAUGGAUACGGCCGUGUUCGAGGACAAGGAGGUGAUUUGCUGACAAAGCGACAAUUCUGUACGGUACGUGGAGAUUGACCGCGUCACCACGGUCUGACCGCGUCAUCGACCAGCGCCAGGCCGAAACCGUACAGAAUUGUCUUCCCAGCGAGCACGCAACGCGACGAACGACGCACGACAGCAACAGCAUGCCAAACGAGCGCCAACCGGGCGACGACACUACCAGUGAGCAGCAGCAGCAGCAGCAGCAGCAGCAGGAACAUGAUGGACUGAGCAAUAAUAGCGGCAAAGUUUCGUGUACUUCUUUUCUACUCUCGACUCUCCUUGCGGCGAGGGCGAUGGAGCGGUAAAGCGCCCUCUAGGAGGAAAACUAAGAGAGCAGCCAGUUAAGAGAGUCUACUAAGCGAAGGGCAAACUUCCCCCUGAUAAAAAAAAAACUUCAUUUACACUUUAGCGAUAUUGUAGUAGCGAACAUGUUAGCGCAAAAAUCUAAAUCACAUUCACACUCAAACACUAGGAACAAAUAAGGCAAACUGGGUGCGUGGGGACCCCUCACGAAGGACCCCCUUCUCGGUACCUUGUUAGCCAUUCUAAUUUUACGACGUUUUACUCUAGCGAACGAUUGUAGAAGGGCAGCUUCCGCUGCAUGAGAUAAAAAAGGGUAAUAGUGGGAGCGCCAAAAUCAGAAUGUGAGAAAGAUAGGGAGGAAUAGAAGAAGAAGAGAUCUCUCUUGGCCAGGGAGGUCCGAUUCAAAGCUACUACUACUGUACUACGUUUUAGUAUUACUUCUAGUGAAACCAGUACAAUUAUUACAAUACUAUUAAGUUGAUAAUUGAAUUGGUCGUGGAAAUGCGAGAGAAUAGCGUUGUGCUGUUAGAUGAUCGUCGAUGAUGUUAAGCUAAAAGAGACCCUUUCAGAAAGGUCAGAAAGUAGAAAUCAAAAGUGAAGCGAGAGCAAGCGAAUGAUGAUUAGUUUUAGUUUUAAUCGCUUUUUCUCUCUUAUUGUUUACCAAACAACACAGAUAAAUUGCCAUAUUUGUGUUAAUAAGAGCGAUAUAUCUAUUAUUACCAUCAACAACACACAAACACACAGCGUUUGCAGAGCUUUUCGAAGAGCGAAACUAUCAAAAAAAAAACAAAGAAAAGCAAGAGACGUGGUCUUUUAUGCCUCAAUUCUAUGGAGGAUUCGGCACACGGGAGAAGCAAAAAAAAAGGAAAGGGAGCUGGGAAAUAGUAUUAUUAGCGAAGAGAUGUAGGAAAGAUGGGUAGAGUUUAUCUAGCAAAAAAAAAAGUUGGUUACGAAAGUGUAAAAACACGACCGCCAGCGGGCAUCCCCGUUCGGCGUAAGGUUAUUAUGAUGUGGACCGUUGUUCAUUAUUAAUUGAAUUGAAAUUGAAUUGUAUGUUACACAGCGCGGUUGGAAAUGGUAAAAUGUAACUUCCGUGUUUUUCUUCCAACAAAAAAAAGGAAGAGGAGAACGAGAGUGAAGGUUAGAGGAAAUUGUAAAAGAAUUAAAUAGAAAGGAAUGGGGAGAGAUAGAGAGAAUAUUAAACAAAUGAUUAAAUCAAACAAUUUAAAGCAAAAGGAUGAAAAUACUGAACUCUGGGUGGUAUUGUGUAUCGGUAGAAGUGGAAUUUUAAAAUAUUAAAACUUAAAGCAAAAUUAAUACAAAGAAAGUAUAGUAACUAAUUAACGCAGUCGCAGAUUAGAGAAAAAAAACUGAAGAAGAGAAAACAAAAAAAACACUUCUCCUUCUCCUCCGUUCUGUGAAGGAAAAACUGGAUGCGUGUUAGAAGAAACUUAAAGUUUGCUAAUGCAAAAACCCGUUCAAGAUCAAAAACAUUCAAAAUAAUAUUUAUGUAAGAGCAGAAGUAUAAAAAAGCAGUUUUUCAAUUAAUAGAUCUGUUGAAAAGGGGGAAUGGGGACUCUCGACGACCACUCGCCCCAUAGAAAGAGAAAAAUAGAGUUUGAUUAAUGGUAACAAAGGUUUGGUGAGUGUGUGUGCGUGUGUGUGUCUGUCUCACAACGAAAAACACUAAGCCACGGACCAAAAAAACAAAUACUAAUCGCUAUUAAACAAAAAAAAAACAAAAUUGGCUUACAAAAGCCAUCGUAGGAAGGAAGUGGGAAUACCACAGGUGUGUAACGGAUGCUGUACAUAUACAAGUGAGUGAGUGAUAAGAGACGGAUAUAAUGUCGGAAAUGGUGUGAUAAAUGCACACCGUUUAUUCUUUUUUUACUUUGGUAACGAAAAUGUUAUGUUUUUUCAAUCAAAAUAAUCCUUAUUACUAAUGGAAUUACUAAGAGACGCUACACACGAACGGUACGUACAGUUGGUGUAUCUUUUUUGUAUUGCUUUUUUAGUACACCAGCGAGAAACCUACUUAGUAACGGUCAAUUUUCAUGUUAUAUGUAUUCUCCCUUUUUUGUAAUCACGGAUUUAAAAUUGAAAAAAGUACUGCCAAUCUGCUUUAAAACUGUGCGGUCACGGAGAUCACAUCAUUGUGGAAGCGUUACGCAAUGUAACAUGCGUUACGCACGAACAAGAGACGAACCCCACUUUCCCUCACACACUCUCUCUCUCUUACACUCUCUCAAAAACUGCCAAAAUGCGUUCGACUACGAUUUACCACUCGAUUACGGUUGUUUCCGUUGUACUUGCCGUGCCGCGUGUGGGGGUUGUGCGCGCAGCUAACCGUCAGCACUGUCCACUAACGCGUUGGAGCGUCUCCCCAACGAGUCAUAUCUCGAGCGUAUGUUGCAUCCCAAUGUAUGGUGAAAGCGUUAUACACACGUUAAAUUUAUAAUCACACAACCAAAACUGCCAAAAACAAAAACGGACGAGAGGAGCUCAAAAGCAAAUCAACUGAACACGACACUAAGCGUUAUCAUUUUGACUGUUUUGGUUUAGAUUGUUGCAAUUCGCUUAAGCAUUUGUUAACUCGCUACAGUACACCACGUAUGAGGUACGUGAAAAGAAUAGCAGUGAAAAGGACGAAACAUUAAGGUUAGUAAAAUUAAAUCCAACUAGUUGUGGUAGAAAGAAGAAGGAAAAUGAAAUAGAUAAAAGAGUAGUUUUUUGUUUUGUUUUUAUUGCCCCUUCCCGUAAUGUAGCAUGUAAAGGAAAGUUGUAAAAGCCCCGUUCAGAGACGAACGUACAAAGGAAACCCGACAACACACACAUUUACACCUGUUAGAGAAUGCAAAAACAGAAACAGGAAAAGGUACACUUGUUAAAACUGAAGCAAGAAAUGCUGUUUCGCUGCUGUUUACUACCUUUGCUGAGUUUAGUAGUUAAUUUGUUGGAAAGGAACGAAGCGGAAACAGUGUUUGUUUUCCUUCCUUGAAAAGCCUAGCAGUAAACGUUGAACGAAAAGAGAAGAGAACCGAUUAAAUAUUAGAAAAAAAUUGCCCAUUCUCUUUGCUCCACGAUUAAAGAGUUUUCGUCCAAACUGCUCGCAAUGCGUCACUAUCACUGAGUGAGUGAAAAGCAAAGCUAACAUCGGAAACAUUUUUAAAGUGAAAGAAACCCCGCUCCAAGCACUUUAUGAGGCCCUUGUGGAACGUUUCGAUUCCUUUUUCUAAACCCAAAAAAUAUAUAUAGAAAACUGCAUCUUUGAUAUUAACAAUUCAUAGAGAAGCAAAGAACCGAUUUAAUCCCAUUUGCAAAUUUGCCAAACAUGUAGAACAAACACACACUUCACAAAAACAGACAACAGGAGAAGAGCAUCAGGCUCACGAUGUACAAGAUUUCUCACACUAUCAAAUUGUUGUAAAAUAGUAAAACAAGCGAAAGACUCCCUCUUUCUCUUUCUCUCUCGCUCUCUCUCUCUCUCUUUCUAUAAAAAAAGAAUAGAAAAAUAAACCAGUUACAAAACUAGUAAAAGAACAAAAAUCAAUCGCGCGCGCUUGAUUAAUGUAGUAAAAGAGCACCACCACCCUCCAUAUAAAAAAGAAAACACAAACCGAGCUAAAACAGAUAUGCAAACAGAUAAAACAAGCAACAAAAAAAUGAUAAGGAAUAAGCUACAGAAACAAAACAAAAACAAAGAAAUAAAAACAGAAAUUUUGCACUUCACUAUUCUGAAUUCAGCUCAAAAAGAGAGGAAACAAUGGAAUGCAAGACGAAUCCAAGACUUCAUGACAAUAAAAACGGGCGGACGGGCGAGGCGAAGAUAGAGAAAGAGGGAAAGAAGGAGAAAUUGUUUAAACCACUGAGAAGAUGAAUAGAGAAAAGCGAGACUAAAGUGAAAUAGAGCAAAACAGACAAACAAACAAACAAAAACACAAUGAAGAAACGCUAGAUUUGUACUCGAUCGAGAAGAGAACGUAAAGUAGUAAAGAGGAGUAAAGAGGAGUGGCGACACUGUACUAUGGGCCAAAAGCCAGGGCUGGACACAUAACACACAAAACAGACUAAACUGAGACAUGUCAAAAAUCAAUCUACGAAUGUUCCUUUUUCACUGUUUUUUCGUUUCAUUUAUUAUUGCUACACUACCUCCCGGAUAAAGAACUGAAGACAUUAAUGAAAGAAAAAUGGUAAACAGGUUUAACGAAACGUUCUGCGCAAGCAGAGCGCGCAGGAAGGAAGAAGCAAAAGCAUCAAAAUGAGAAGGAUGUAAGCAAAAACCAACCAAUUGUCGAUUGAAGGUGCUUUCGUGGUUUUAGCAAUUGGGUUUUCUUUUCUUUUUUCUUUCCCCUUUCUCAUUUUGCAUACAAAAGGUGCAAAAUAAAUAGUAAAAAAUGAAGACACAUGGAAUUUAAGAUAAUCGCUCGUUGAUGAUAUGAUUAACGUUUAGCAGGAAAUGACUAAUAACCGCGCGUCACAUUAUAGAGAGGGAGAGAGAGGCAGGAAAGAAAAGAGUAAAGCGAUACCAGAUUAAGAAAACUUUAUAAUGAACCAAAAGGAAAAGAGAUAAACUUACAACACGAUUGACGCUGCAUCGAAAGUGAGAUAUGUAAGGGUUAAGAUGAGAUUAGAAAGAGAUUGCCGCGUGAAAAUCAAGCUAAAUGAAAAAAAAAUACGUGAUCCUAGGUAUUCACAACGGGGAGGGGACUGUAGAAAUGUUUAGACAAAAGAAAGAAACUGAGAAGAAAAAAAAACAAUUAAAGGAAACUGUAAGAAA